This is a messenger RNA of Didymodactylos carnosus, 1326 nucleotides long. Lineage: Eukaryota; Metazoa; Rotifera; Eurotatoria; Philodinida; Philodinidae. The record is from the annotation of a GenBank genome assembly.
AUGGCAUUGCCAUUGAUUUUAAUUUCCAUGAUGUUGGCAACAUUUUUGUCAACUGUCACAUCAUCAUCCUAUCGAAUCAUAUCAGCCACGGCCUGGUUAACAUCAGAGGAUAUUUAUCCGGAUUUUUCUGCCUCUCUUAACAACCAGCAAUUUCCAACAAUAUUCCAAUAUAAUUACCAGAAAUAUUCAACUCUGCUUCACUGUACAAGCUCAAAUUGCAGCGACAUUGAAAUGAUACAAAUGCCAGGACUCAACAAGGCUCAACUAGCCUAUGGCGGUGUACUUCCUCGUCGAAUUGUACAGUAUUCUCCGUUGAUCGAAGGAGCAACUUUAUUUUUGAGUACUGGAUAUGCUCGGCCAAAUCGUGAUACAGAACUUGUUGUUUGUGCCCCAACUGAUCGACAAUGUUCAAAUCCCACUGUGAUGAACACAGUUAAUUGUCCGGGAUUUGGUCAACUUGGCUUACGAUUAACGUUUACUCAAAAGCAAAGUAACCCAAUUAUGUUAAUACCGGAAGCUCGUUAUGCAUCUGUUGAUAAUCGUGUAACCGGUUUUAUGAUACAAUCUUGUAAAGAUCCACUGUGCACACUAGGUUUUGAGUCGACUAAUCGACUACCGUUUAAUCUAACUGGUCAGGCAUGGUGUAUGGCAGCCAGUAUUGAUACACAAUUAAAUUAUUUGGGCUAUCCAUCAUGGUUAACACAAUGUUGUUCGGAAAUGAAUCUGAUCAAUUGCCUUACCGAUACAUGCAACGAAACGACUACUGUACAAUUUCGUAUUAAUCCCGAUUUAAUUUAUUUUGUUUAUAUGGCUGUUGAUUUACAGUCAAGAUUUUUCAUCGUUACAACUGGAAAUACUAGCCAAACAGAUAUAACUUAUAUUCGUUGUUUAGAUCCAACCUGUUCGCAAUCCAACCAAAACCAACUAGUUGUACCUCAACUACAUUCAGCAUCUGUUAUAAAUAAAGGAAAGAUUGUGGGUACACGAGUACAGAUUGUCAUUGAUCCCAAAACGGGUUUACCUAUACUUCAUUAUACAGGACUAUUAUACCCCGCAAACAUAUAUACAUACUUAUUUAUUGUUUGUCAAGAUGUUGAUUGUGAUAUGGAAAAUGCUAUAAUUAUUGAUUAUGGAACGAAGAUGGGUCUUCAGAGAGUUGCAGCACACGAUUUGUUUAUUGAUGAUCAACAAAUUGUAACAAUAGCAAUGAGAGUUCAAUAUCAAAAUUCAACAGUGAUGGCAUUCGUAAGAAUGGCUAAAUCAGAUCAGCCAGAAAUAGAGAAGUUAACAUUGGUCGAACCAAAAGCAACAGAAACUAGUUUUUGA